CGAUGUAUUGUAAGUUGCCAACAUUUGGUGGGUCUCAUAAACCAGAGCUAACCUAAGUUUUAGUUUUGUUUAUCAAUUAAUUUUAAUUUCAAGAAGUAAAAAAUAAAAUACAAUCACAGUAAACAUGACAGAAUCUGAUUCAAAAAUUGGGCGUCUAGAAGAUGAAGCUUUAAAAAGGAAAGAAAGAUUAAAAAACCUAAAACGUAAAAGGCAAAAUGAUAGCUCCCGAGAUAAUAACAAAAAGGGCGCUGAAGGUGAAGCCCUUCCUACACCAUUAUUUAGAAGUUACAAACCUAUGAAUGAGAGUUUGAACGAGUUUGCACUUAAUCCAGCGGAGCCCGGCGAUGUAACUACACAGGUGAAAAACCAGCUAGAGUCUGCAAAAUCCAAUGUGGUGAUUGAUCAACUAGAUGUCACAUCAUUGGCCCCCAGGAAACCAGAUUGGGAUCUUAAAAGAGAUGUUGCAAAGAAGUUAGCAAAGUUAGAGAAGCAGACCCAAAAGGCAAUUGCAGAAUUAAUCAGAAAUAGGUUAAAAGAAAGUAAACAAGAAGAUUUGGCUGCCAUUGUAAAUGCUGGAGCAUCAGACUUAUAAUCUACAAAUUUCAGAUUGAACAGACUUUUUAUAUUUUUUGUUAUAUAUUAGAAUUAAAAAUAGAAGUGAUAAUAAGA
Messenger RNA from Diabrotica virgifera virgifera (western corn rootworm), 669 nucleotides. Its product is annotated as coiled-coil domain-containing protein 12. The transcript is spliced from 2 exons. Bases 125 to 592 code for a protein of 155 amino acids. The record is from RefSeq and is a predicted model, not a curated record. NCBI's taxonomy places the organism in Eukaryota, Metazoa, Arthropoda, Insecta, Coleoptera, Chrysomelidae. Gene Ontology annotation, cellular component: U2-type spliceosomal complex; post-mRNA release spliceosomal complex.